Molecule: messenger RNA, 729 nt
Organism: Ichthyophthirius multifiliis
Lineage: Eukaryota; Ciliophora; Oligohymenophorea; Hymenostomatida
Product: udp-n-acetylglucosamine transferase subunit alg14, putative
Exons: 3
Biological process (GO): dolichol-linked oligosaccharide biosynthetic process
Cellular component (GO): UDP-N-acetylglucosamine transferase complex
Source: RefSeq, a predicted model, not a curated record
AUGUUUAAUGUUAUAUUAAUCGCAAUAUUUCCAUGUGCCUUAUUAUAUUUAAUAAUCUAAUAUAAAAAAAGCUAAAAAUUAAAUCCCUUAAAAAAUGGGAUUAUGGUAGUAUUUGGAUCAGGAGGUCAUACAACUGAAAUGCUUUUUUUGUUAAAAAACUUUAAUUUUAAAUUAUUCAAAAAUAUAUACUUUGUUAAAGCAAAAUCUGAUAUAGACUCUAAAAUUAGAGUUGAAUAAUUUUGUAAUGAAUAAAAUAAUCAACUUAAAAUUAAAAAUAUAAUAUGGAUUGAUAUUCCUAGAAGUAGAGAAGUUGGAUAAUCUUAUUUUUCUUCAAAUUUUACAACAAUAUAUUCAAUUAUUUUUUGCUUUUUUAAAAUUUUAUAAAUACGAUAAAUCGAUAUAUUAAUAUGUAAUGGCCCUGGUACUUGUGUUCCUUUGAUUUUUUGUGUUUUAUUUAACAAAAUAUUUUUUAUUUAUAGGAAUAGUAAAAUCAUUUUUAUUGAAAGUUGGUGUAGAGUUAAAAGUUUGUCUUUAACUGGUAAAUUAAUAAUAAGAUUUGUUGAUAGGUUUAAUAAAAACUAAUAUUAUUAUUAUAUAAUAUAAUUUUUUAUUUAUACGUAUUUAUCAUAUUAAUAUAUUUUAUAAUAAAUAUUAAAUUAGAUUUUAGUUCAUUGGGAAGAGUUAAAAUAUAAACAUAAAAACGUUUAAUAUAUUGGAUAAUUGAUAUGA